Messenger RNA from Etheostoma cragini (Arkansas darter), 6276 nucleotides. RefSeq names its product plexin A1a (gene plxna1a). NCBI's taxonomy places the organism in Eukaryota, Metazoa, Chordata, Actinopteri, Perciformes, Percidae. The coding region runs from base 417 to 6122 and encodes 1901 amino acids. Gene Ontology annotation, molecular function: protein binding; semaphorin receptor activity. Gene Ontology annotation, cellular component: semaphorin receptor complex. Gene Ontology annotation, biological process: regulation of cell migration; negative regulation of cell adhesion; regulation of GTPase activity. The record is from RefSeq and is a predicted model, not a curated record. The transcript is spliced from 33 exons.
AUGCCGGAGUCUAACCGCAGCUCUCCUCUCAUUCAUGCUGAGCGCUGUUCUCCUGUGCGCACGGAACUGCAAAGCUGAGCUUCGGAACCGGUGCUGCUGCUGCUGUCGGACAACCCCGCCGGGAUUGGAAAUGUCUUCCUCUGCAACUCCGACAUCCUAAAAAAAAUGCCAAGCAGGACGAACGCAAACGGCGGUUUGAUCAGGCUGGUGGCGGAUGAGGCUAAGGAUCAGGCGAGGAGGUCAUAAAAACAACAACGGAGAAAGGAGGAAAAAGAGAACGAGGAAGUCGAUUGCUUGGAAACUCAUCCUUUAUACCCCGCAGUCCUAAAAGGCACUGACUGAACCUGUAGAGGAUUACACACUCCAAGAUACACACCAACACCCACUCGCUCUCACCUUCCCCUCUCCUUACCGCCAUGUCCUCCCACCUCAACCAACCUCUUCUCAUCCUUCCCGUCCUCUUCCUUCUCCUCUCCCUGUCCACGAGCUCCACAUCCUCUCCUUUCUCCUCGUCCUCCACCUCCUCCCUCCUCUCCUUCUUCCCACCGGAAGGAGGCCUCACACAUCUGGUGGUUCACAACAAAACGGGCGAGGUCUACCUGGGUGCUGUCAACUGGAUCUACAAGCUGUCCAGCAACCUGACCAAGCUUCGAAGCCAUGUUACUGGCCCAGUCACAGACAACCCUCGCUGUUACCCUCCACCCGGUGUCCAGUCCUGCCCCCACGAGCUGGUGCAGACCUCUAACGUAAAUAAACUCCUGCUACUUGAUGCUGCCCACAACCGCUUAAUUGCCUGUGGGAGUACUUCCCAGGGAAUAUGCCAGUUCCUUCGUCUGGAUGAUUUGUUCAAGCUCGGUGAGCCCCACCACCGCAAAGAGCAUUAUCUAUCCAGUGUUGCUGAGGCAGCAACCAUGUCAGGUGUCGUGAUCUCCCCGGAUCUUUUCGGCGGAGGUGGGAAACUCUUUGUCGGCACUCCCAUUGAUGGGAAAUCUGAGUACUUCCCGACGCUGUCGAGCCGCAAGUUGAUGUCCAACGAGGAGAACGCUGACAUGUUCAGCUUCGUCUACCAGGAUGAGUUUGUCUCCUCGCAGCUGAAGAUUCCCUCAGACACGCUCUCCAAGUUCCCGGCGUUUGACAUCUACUACAUCUACGGCUUCAACAGUGAGCAGUUUGUGUAUUAUCUGACCUUACAGCUCGACACCCAGCUCACGUCGCCAGAUGCUAGCAGCGAACAGUUCUUCACCUCUAAAAUCGUCCGCCUGUGCGUUGACGAUCCAAAGUUCUACUCCUAUGUUGAAUUCCCCAUCGGCUGCACCAAGGACGGAGUGGAGUACCGCUUGGUUCAGGAUGCUUACUUGGCCCGGCCAGGAACCCGUUUGGCACGUUCGCUUGGUAUUUCAGAGCAUGAGGAGGUUCUGUUUACUGUAUUCGCCCAGGGUCAGAAGAAUAGAGCCAAGCCGCCCAAGGAGUCGGCUUUGUGUCUGUUCACAAUGAGACGGAUAAAGGAGAAGAUUAAAGAGAGGAUUCAGUCGUGCUACAGAGGAGAGGGGAAACUCUCCCUGCCCUGGCUGCUCAACAAGGAGCUGGCCUGCAUCAACUCGCCGCUGCAGAUUGAUGAUAACUUCUGCGGCCAGGACUUCAACCAGCCUCUAGGGGGCACCACCGCCAUCGAAGGCAUCCCGCUUUACGUGGACAAAGACGACGGCAUGACCUCGGUGGCGGCCUAUGACUACCGCGGACACACUGUGGCGUUCACCGGCACCCGCAGCGGACGCAUGAAGAAGAUUCUGGUGAACUCCAUCACUCAGCCUGCCUUACUGUAUGAGAAUGUGGUCGUGAGUGACGGGAGCCCCAUCCUGAGAGAUCUGCUCUUCAGCCCAGAUCAUCAGUACUUAUACGCCCUCACCGAUAAACAGGUCACCCGUGUACCAGUGGAGAGCUGUGAGCAGUACAGCUCCUGUGGAGCCUGCCUGGGAUCAGCUGACCCUCACUGUGGUUGGUGUGUGCUACAUAAUGUAUGUUCGAGGAAGGAUCACUGUGAGCGAGCCGAGGAGCCUCAGCGUUUCACCACCAGAGUGGAGCAGUGUGUCCGACUCUCCGUCCAACCCGACACUGUCUCUGUCACUAUGUCAGAAGUGCAGUUGUCUCUUCAGACGCAGAAUGUGCCCAGUCUGUCUGCUGGAGUGAACUGCUCCUUCGAGGACUAUGUAGAGACAGAAGGACGCAUCUAUGGUGGACGGAUCUUCUGCCUGUCCCCCUCUACAAAAGAGGUGUCCCCCAUCACACGAGACCAAGGUGAUCGACGUGUUAUAAAGUUGUAUCUGAAAUCAAAGGAGACAGGGAAGAAGUUUGCCAGCGUGGACUUUGUCUUCUACAACUGCAGCGUCCACCAAUCGUGCCUCUCCUGUGUCAAUGGAAACUUCCCCUGUCACUGGUGCAAAUAUCGCCACAUGUGCACGCAGGAUGCCAGCGACUGCUCCUUCCAGGAAGGACGAGUCAACACCUCGGAGGAGUGCCCUCAGAUCCUGCCCUCCACCCAGAUCUAUAUACCUGCUGGAGUUAUGAGACCCAUCACACUGCUGGCCCAGAACCUUCCCCAGCCCCAAUCCGGACAGAGGAACUACGAGUGUAUCUUCCACAUCCAGGGCAGCACGCACAGCGUCCCGGCUCUGAGGUUCAACAGCACCAGCAUACAGUGUCAGAAGACCACGUACGACUACGAGGGAAGUGACAUCAGUGACCUACCAGUCGACCUGUCCGUUGUGUGGAAUGGAAACUUUGUCAUUGACAACCCGUCCAACAUUCAAGCCCACCUGUACAAGUGCAGAGCGCUGCGAGACAGCUGCGGCAUGUGUCUGAAGGCCGACCCCAGGUUUGAAUGUGGUUGGUGCGUCCAGGACAGGAAGUGUGCCCUCAGACAGGAGUGUACCGUUGGAGGAAAUUCCCACCUUCCUCUGCAGCUGGCUGAAGGCGGAGGAUGGAUGCACGCUACCUCUGGAAACAGCCGCUGCACCCACCCCAAGAUCACUAAGUUGUUCCCUGAGACGGGGCCUCGCCAAGGUGGAACUAGGGUGACCAUCCUGGGGGAGAACCUGGGUCUGCACUUCAGAGACAUCCAGAUGGGUGUCAGGCUGGGCAAGGUACCCUGUGUACCUAUUGAGGAGGAGUAUGUUAGCGCAGAGAGAAUAGUGUGUCUGCUGAACGAUGCUACCGGCUACAGGGUCCAAGAAGCUCAGGUUGAGGUGUGCGUGAGAGACUGCGUCAACGACUACAGAGCCCUGUCGCCCAGGCCAUUCACCUUUGUGACUCCAUACUUUACACGUAUCCAGCCAUCUCAGGGCCCUAUUUCUGGGGGCACCCGAGUCACCAUUGAAGGAAGCUACCUCAACGCAGGCAGCUACGUCUCUGUCAGCAUAGGACCACAGCCCUGCUACUUCAAAAAGAGGAAUGCCCAUGAGAUAGUGUGCGUCACACCAGCUGGACUAGCAGCGGGCAGUGCAUCAGUCUUGGUGGACAUCGAUGACGCUGAGCUACGAAACCCUGAGGUCAAGUUUAACUACACUGAAGACCCUACUGUCCUGAGGAUUGAACCUGACUGGAGCAUUGCAAGUGGCGGGACUCUGCUUACAGUGAGUGGGACCAACCUUGCAACCAUCCGAGAACCAAAGAUCAGGGCCAAGUAUGGGCAGGCGGAGUCCUUUCAUAACUGUACGGUGUAUAAUAACUCAGUCAUGGUGUGCCUUGCUCCAUCGGUGGCGGAUUCAGAGCUGGGAUUUUCUGAGACCGGGACAGGCCCGGAUGAGAUCGGGUUCUACAUGGACAACGUGAAUGCUCUGGUGGUGGUCAACGAGACGUUCAGCUACUACCCCGACCCUGUGUUUGAACCGUUGAGUCCAUCUGGGAUACUGGAGCUCAAGCCCACGUCGCCACUCAUUCUCAAGGGUCGCAACCUGAUCCCCGCUGCUCCGGGUAACAGUCGCCUCAACUACACGGUGCUGAUCGGAGAGACUCCCUGCGUCCUCACCCUGUCUGAGAGCCAGCUGCUGUGUGAAUGGCCCAACCUCACCGGACAACACAAAGUCACGAUCCGUGCUGGCGGGUUCGAGUACUCCCCCGGGACUCUUCACAUCUACUCCGACAGCCUGCUGACGCUUCCUGCCAUCAUAGGCAUCGGAGGGGGUGGCGGCCUGCUUCUUUUGGUCAUCAUUGCGGUGCUGAUUGCCUAUAAGAGGAAGUCGAGGGACGCUGACCGCACCUUGAAACGUCUGCAGCUCCAGAUGGACAACCUGGAGUCCAGAGUGGCCCUGGAGUGUAAAGAAGCUUUUGCCGAGCUUCAGACAGACAUCCACGAGCUGACCCAGGAGCUGGACGGAGCUGGGAUUCCCUUCCUGGACUAUCGGAUUUAUGCAAUGAGGGUCCUCUUCCCAGGCAUUGAGGACCACCCUGUGCUCAAGGAGAUGGAGGUACGGGUCCAGGCAAAUGUUGAGAAGGCACUGACGCUGUUUGGCCAGCUGCUGACGAAGAAGCACUUCCUGCUGACUUUUAUCCGAACCCUGGAAGCACAGAGGUCAUUUUCAAUGCGGGACCGAGGCAAUGUGGCAUCACUGAUCAUGACGGCGCUACAGGGGGAGAUGGAGUACGCCACCGGAGUGCUGAAACAGCUGCUGUCCGACCUGAUAGACAGAAACCUGGAGAGCAAAAAUCAUCCCAAGCUGCUGUUAAGGAGAACGGAGUCUGUCGCUGAGAAGAUGCUGACCAACUGGUUUACAUUCCUCUUGUAUAAGUUCCUUAAGGAGUGUGCCGGGGAGCCUCUGUUCAUGCUUUACUGUGCCAUCAAGCAGCAGAUGGAGAAGGGACCCAUAGACGCCAUCACAGGAGAGGCCCGCUACUCCCUCAGUGAGGAUAAACUCAUCAGGCAACAGAUUGACUACAAAACACUGACAUUGCACUGUGUAAACCCAGAGAAUGAGAACGCCCAAGAGGUGACGGUCAAGUGUCUGAACUGUGACACUAUUACUCAGGUCAAAGAGAAGCUGCUUGAUGCAGUGUACAAGGGCAGCCCCUAUUCACAAAGGCCCAAGGCUUCUGAUAUGGACCUGGAAUGGCGUCAAGGCCGUAUGGCCAGAAUCAUUCUGCAGGAUGAAGACGUUACAACUAAGAUCGACAAUGACUGGAAACGCCUCAACACACUGGCUCACUAUCAAGUAACAGAUGGCUCGGUGAUCGCCCUGGUGCCAAAGCAGAACUCUGCCUAUAACAUCUCCAACUCCUCCACCUUCACCAAGAGCCUCAGCAGAUACGAGAGUAUGCUGAGGACAGCCAGUAGUCCAGAUAGUCUACGAUCCCGAACACCCAUGAUCACCCCUGACCUGGAGAGCGGAACCAAAUUGUGGCAUCUGGUGAAGAACCACGACCACUCGGACCAAAGGGAGGGCGACCGAGGCAGCAAGAUGGUCUCUGAGAUCUACCUGACCAGACUGCUAGCUACAAAAGGUACACUACAGAAAUUUGUGGAUGACUUGUUUGAGACUAUCUUCAGCACGGCCCACAGAGGCAGCGCGCUGCCGCUGGCCAUCAAGUACAUGUUCGACUUCCUGGACGAGCAGGCUGACAAACACUCCAUCACAGACUACGACGUACGACAUACCUGGAAGAGCAACUGUCUUCCUCUGCGGUUCUGGGUGAACGUCAUCAAGAACCCCCAGUUUGUAUUUGACAUCCAUAAGAACAGUAUCACGGACGCGUGUCUGUCUGUGGUGGCCCAGACCUUCAUGGACUCCUGUUCAACGUCAGAGCACAAACUAGGAAAAGACUCACCUUCAAAUAAGCUGCUCUAUGCUAAAGACAUACCCAACUACAAGAACUGGGUAGAAAGGUAUUACUCCGAUAUCUCCCGUAUGCCAGCCAUCAGUGAUCAGGACAUGAGUGCGUACCUGGCAGAGCAGUCCCGCCUACACCUCAGCCAGUUCAACAGUAUGUCUGCACUGCACGAGAUCUACUCCUACAUCAUCAAAUACAAAGACGAGAUCCUGUCGGCGUUACAGAAGGACGAGCAGUCGCGCAGACAGCGGCUACGCGGCAAGCUGGAGCAGGUCAUCGACACCAUGGCGCUGGCUAGCUGAGGACCGGCUAAUCGAACGCCUCGGCUAGGGGGAGAACUGGCCAAUCAACACGCCUUCCCUGACAACCUUUGUCGCCCGUGAAAUUUUGACCCUGGACGUUUGAAGUCCGUCAUUAUCACCCUCACAAACAACAACAAACAGCAGCGGAAAAAAA